AUGUCAUACAAAAGACUUUGUAGAGAACAUGCAAUUCUUGAGCGGUCUUUUGCAACACUCUGUCAGUCAUUGAGACAAUUGGUUGAUACUAACCAUACAAACCAUGAAAAUGAUAUCAAAGGUAUGAUUAGCAGCAAUGUUGGCGACGCCGCCAAUCACUGCAACAGUCAACGACCCAAACAACAAAAGAUAUGUAAUAAACAACAACUCAAUGAACUCAACAGACAGAUUCAAUUAUUGACACUUGAGUUACAAGAAUCAAAUGAUCAAAACGAGUUGCUUGAGUUCAAGUUACAUGAGUUUCAAGUCAAUGAGGAAAUAACAUGUAAUAAGUGCUUUGAACUUGAAAUACAACUUUUGGAUGUCAACAAUGAAAACCAGAAGUUAAAAGAAAUACUGAAUGUAUCAGAAAAAACAUUAAAUGAAUUAAUAGUCAAAUAUGCGAUUAAGGAAGAACUCAACAAUUUAUUACUUAAUAACAAUUUUAAUCAAAAUAAUGUUUUACACCAAAAUACUUAUAAUACAUCUGCAAUGACCAGUGAAGAUGAAGGUCUUGGAGAUGACACUCGAAGAGAUCACUCAUCGGGUCCAAGCAGUUUGACUGAUCUACAAGAAAGGGAAGAUGAUAUGAUUAGUCAAAAGUUUAGCGAUACAAGUCUUGAAUUUGGUCACAUAGUUAUUGAAGAUAACAAAAAUAUAGAUAUACCAAAUGAUAAUUGUGCCGAAAGUGAUCAACUAUGCCAUAAACAAUCACAACAUCAAAUGCCAUUGCUUUUCCAAGACGACCACAAAUUGAGAUCAGAUAAUAAUAAUACAAAUGAUUUAAUUGACAAAUUAAAGCAAACCAUUGAUGAAUUAAAAUUAGAAAAGACUAAUUUAGAAGAACAGGUUCUCGAACUCGAAGAAGCAGAGAAUGACUCGAGACUUCUUAGUCAACGAUUGCGACAACAAAUGGACUCUUUUAAGAAUAAAGAUAAAAGGGUUGAACAGUAUGUUUCAGCCGAUGAUAACCUCUUUGGUAUACUUUGGCAGAAAUUAUACCGUUUGGAAGCUCAGGUCGAUUGUCUAAAAGAAUAUACUGUUAACCUAACAACUCAUACAAAUGACUCUAAUGAUAGCGACGAUGGCUUACAGUUGUUUAUUUCGGAUGAAAAACUAUCGGAAGGUGUUUCAAAAAUAGGCAGUUCCUUCCAAGUGAGUCAUUUUGAUGACAAUCAACUGCAAACAAAUGGUAAUCACUGGGAUGUCAGACUCGAUAAUCUCAUCGAAUCAAUGCCUUUGUGUGAAACGGUUAAACCGGAGCGCAUUGAUGUCAGUUUGUCGACUACUGGUAAUCUUAAAAUGAAAUAUUCUUCAGCUCAUCACUUGACCCCUGAAAUUAAGAACGAAAUAUUGAAAUUAGAAACAAAUGAACACCAAUUGCGAGAAAGAUUAGUUCAGUUGGAGUGGAUUAACAAAGAAUUUGUUAGCGAACUAGAAUUGAGAGAAAAGAUAUUCUUCGAGAGAGAAAACAUUCAAAAAGAUUGGAUGAACUGUGAAAAACAAUUCAUACAAUCAAUAAGUGAAUUGAAGAGUGAAAUCAAAUCCCUUGAAUUUCAAGACAUUGAAAUGAAAGCUUUAAGACAAUCAUUAGAUGAAAAAAUUUCGAUGAUUUUUUUAAAGAGAUGUAUUGAAAAACUAGAAACUCAAGAAUAUGACUUAAAAAGUCAAUUAAAUUUAUUUAACUGUGAAGACAAUGUACAACAUAAUAGUGUCAUAGAUUUAAAGGAUAAAUACGAUAUAAUUAAUAAAGAAUUGGAUACAGAAAGAGAUUGUCUCUCAAAAAUUAACGAAGACUUCUCUAUGAAAACAAUAUCUUUAUUUAAUUGCCAUAAUUAUUAUGAAACACUACUUAAACAACAAUUGCAAGAACUAGAAGUUCAACAAAAAAAUGUUAUUAAAAAAUUGACUGAUAUUUGCCACAAAAAGAUACUUCUUGUAAAUUCAUUAAAAGACGAGCAAAAUGAAUGCUUAAAAGCCCGUCAAAGAUAUGAGGAACAACUGGAUGUACUUCUAGAAGAACAUAAAGUUGUGGAAAAAGAGUUGAGACUAAAGAUGCAACAAAUGGAGACACAGACGGUGUCAACUGUCAAUCAAUUGGAAAAUGAAAGAAAUGAUAUAUUAAAACAAUUGGACCAAAGUUUGAAUCAAAUUAAAAGUAAAGAAUUUGAAUUUAUUGCAAAUAUUGAAGAACUUAAUACAAAAGUAGACGAUUUAGAGAAUAAAAUAUUAGAUUUAAUGAAUAAUAAAAGGGAUUUAAAAGAACUAGAAAUUGAAAAAAUGAAAUUAAAGUCUGAAAUUACUUCGAUUCAAAUGAAUGAAGAAGAAUUGAAAAGACAAUUGAAUGAAAUGAUGCGAAAAGAGUCGGCAUAUUCAGAGACACUGACAAAAGCAGACAAUAUUAUUGCUACUCUUGAACUUAAUUACAAACAACGGAUACAUCAAUUGGAGUCUUCAGAAACAAAGUAUAAGAUUAAAGCCUUACAACUGGAAGAAAGUGAGUCACGCUUGAGAUCAGCUCUUAAACCUGACCGACGAACUACUGAUUCCUAUGGAAAGGCCAGUGAUCUCGUCAAACAACUUAUUGAUUGUGAGGCUCGAGAGUCCUCUUUGAAAUUACAAAUCAAAUCACUUGAACUAUCAAUCAAUCAAUUGCAACACCAAUUAGAUGAGUCAAACAAUUGCAAAAAUGCCAUCGAAAAGGAACUGAAAGAUCAGGAUCAACUGGUCCAACAAAUCAAUCAUCUACUUCAACAAACUGAUCAACUCAAACAUCAACUCAACAAUUCACUACAAUCUCAACAAUCACUACAAGACUUGCUUAAAGAUAAAGAAAUAAUAAUCACUGACAAUGUCUCUAAUGACUGGUUAGAGAAAAGCCAAACAAAUUUGUCUAAAACUGGUUCUCAUUCUUCACAAAGAUAUACAACUGAUUCAAAUGAAAGCAUAGAAAAAAUUCUUGUAAAUGAAGAUAUUUUGAAAAAUAUAGAAAAUUGCAAUACAAAUGAAGUACUCGUCAAAUGUUUUAAUUUAGACAAAUCAGUCACUAUUAUAGUUAAAAGUUUGACAAAUUGUCAACAAUCAUGUGAUGAAAAAUUAGUUGAAAAUGAGGUCAAAUAUAUCACUAAAGAGAUCGGAUUUAGUGAUGAUUUAAGUGAUUGUGAUUCAGAUAUCAUUGAAACGACUCAUCUUUGA
This is a messenger RNA of Oppia nitens, 3234 nucleotides long. RefSeq names its product putative leucine-rich repeat-containing protein DDB_G0290503. NCBI's taxonomy places the organism in Eukaryota, Metazoa, Arthropoda, Arachnida, Sarcoptiformes, Oppiidae. The record is from RefSeq and is a predicted model, not a curated record. The transcript has 10 exons. Bases 1 to 3234 code for a protein of 1077 amino acids.